Molecule: messenger RNA, 1322 nt
Organism: Neolamprologus brichardi
Lineage: Eukaryota; Metazoa; Chordata; Actinopteri; Cichliformes; Cichlidae
Source: RefSeq, a predicted model, not a curated record
CUGCAAGUGACCCAACCAGCUAUGGCAAAAGCAGCGAUCACCAUGCAAUCUUCAGAGUAAACAUGACCCUUUCCAUCCCUAACAUUGUCAUGGUUCCAGCUUUGGAGGAGGUUCAACAGGCUCUAAACCGCGCUGUAGAGUGUGUAGUCAGUGUCAGCAAAGGAGUCAGCCAGUGGAGCAAAGAAAGGAUAUCUAAGAGACAAAUGAACGAAAAGCGAAUGGCAGCACUGAAACAAGACAGCUCUGAGAGCGAAACAGAGGAUGGAGCAACAACAUACAGAAGCUUGGCUGAUGGCAGUACCUCAGACAUGUCAGCUUCUGUGAUCCAGGCCAUCCCGUUCCAAGCCAGAAAUUACUACAAGAGUGUGUCUGAGAACAAGGAAAUAGCCAAGCUAAUCUCUGUACUUAGCACCUCUAUCACCUCCAGUAAAAAGGAAGUGGUGACCGCUCUACAUCACUUUAGCCGUUACCAUCACAUCUGGAGGAAAGACCGUGAAGAGACCAUGAGGAAAUUUAUCGAGGGGAGUCCCUUGUUAUCGGAGUUUGAGAGCCAGAUUCUUUUCUAUCGAGAUCUAGAGCUGGAAGUAAACUCUGAACCAGAGUAUAUUGCUAAUCGAUUUGACAACCUGUUCAGGAAGUACAUCACUUACACGGGAGGUGAAGAGCUCUUUGGACUUCCUGUUACCCAGCAUCCUCAGCUAUUGGAGAUUAGGAAGCAACUGGCUCUGCUGCAGAAGUUGUACGGCCUUUACAACAAUGUCAUCGAUACAGUUAACGGCUACUAUGAUAUCCUCUGGGCUGACAUCUGCAUCGAGAAGAUUAAUAAUGAGCUGCUCGACUUUCAGACGAGGUGUCGAAAACUGCCUCGUGCUCUGAAAGAGUGGCAGGCCUUUCAGGAUCUGAAGAAAACAAUUGAUGAGUUCAGUGAGUGCUGCCCCCUGCUGGAACUCAUGACUAACAAAGCUAUGAUGGCCCGGCACUGGAAGAGGAUAACGGAGGUGACCGGCCAUACCUUUGAGGUGGAAACUGAUACAUUCAAGCUGCGUAACAUAAUGGAGGCUCCUCUACUCAAGUAUAAAGAAGAGAUUGAGGAUAUCUGCAUCAGUGCUGUGAAAGAGCGUGAUAUUGAACAGAAGCUGAAGCAAGUGAUCGGUGAGUGGGACAACAAGACUUUUACAUUUGCCAGUUUUAAGACCCGUGGGGAGUUGCUGCUGAGAGGAGACAGCACAUCAGAGAUCAUUGCCAGCAUGGAGGAUAGCCUAAUGAUCUUGGGAUCCCUUAUGAGCAACAGGUACGGCAGUGUUGAGUGUCAUUAUCAUUAG